This is a messenger RNA of Echinops telfairi (small Madagascar hedgehog), 306 nucleotides long. RefSeq names its product ribosomal protein S29 (gene RPS29). Gene Ontology annotation, biological process: translation. Gene Ontology annotation, cellular component: ribosome; cytosolic small ribosomal subunit. Lineage: Eukaryota; Metazoa; Chordata; Mammalia; Afrosoricida; Tenrecidae. The record is from RefSeq and is a predicted model, not a curated record. Gene Ontology annotation, molecular function: zinc ion binding; structural constituent of ribosome. The transcript is spliced from 3 exons. The coding region runs from base 47 to 217 and encodes 56 amino acids.
GCGCGCUACCUCGUUCCUUUUGCCUCGGAGAGAGCCUGGGAACAAGAUGGGCCACCAGCAGCUCUACUGGAGCCACCCGCGAAAAUUCGGCCAGGGCUCCCGUUCUUGCCGCGUGUGCUCGAACCGGCACGGUCUGAUCCGGAAAUACGGCCUCAAUAUGUGCCGUCAGUGCUUCCGUCAGUACGCGAAGGACAUCGGCUUUAUCAAGCUGGACUAAGUUAUCUUUGGAUGGACAAUCCAAGACCGCUACCCAAAAGAAGAAACAAUGCCAACGAUUUGUACAUAAAAUAAAAAUUCAAGCCUGAA